CGAUGGCUUCAAUGUUGUGAACGUGAAUUACUUAUUUUCAUAAUACAUAUGUGUUUACUCGACAAUUUUUAUUACUUUUCGCCGAUACACCUACGUCAUCGCUACCGUAACAUAAAUUCGUUCAACUGACUUGUAUUACGUCGCGAAUUCAAGACGAAAUGUCAUAAAUAUGUGGCGCGCGUAACGGAUGCAUCGUUUCCUACAUUCCUUUGCCAUAAACGAAACGUAACGUUUAUUUCCUAUGUGAUGUUAUUGCUAAGUGGCGGCGGGUAGCUCAGGAAGAUGCCUUUCAAGUUGAAGUUGAAGAAGACGCGGCAGUAUAAUGUAGCGUCAAAGAGCUUGUUUGUGAUAAGUGUGGAGCUGCUGGAUGGCGGGGUGGCGGACUGUACGCUGUCCGUGGACAGCACGGGGCAGGAGUGCCUCGACAACGUGUGCCAGCGGCAGGCCGUCAUGCAGCCCGAGCUGUUCGGCCUGCGCUACGUCAACCGCAGCCAGCAGCCGCGCUGGGUGCAGCUCGAGCGCCCGCUCAAGCGCCAGCUUGAGAAGUAUGCGUCGUCGCACCAGCUGUAUCUGCGAGUCAUGUACUAUGUGAUAUCAGGAACAAGCUUGAUCACUGAUGAAGUCACCAGGUACCACUACUUCCUGCAGCUGAAGAAUGACUUAAUAGAGGGCAGGAUCAUCUGUGACUGCCAGCAAGCAGUGGUGCUUGCAUCAUACAGCAGGCAGGCAGAGUAUGGUAACCAUGACCGGGAGAGGCAUACUGUUGACUACCUCAAGAACUUGCUCACAUUCCCCAAGCAAAUGCUAGAUGGUGGACAGAUCAUAGAUGGGAGUACUCUGGCAGAGACUGGGCGACUGGAGUGGCUGACUGAGGCAGUCAUACAGCACCACAUGGCCCUGCACAACAUGUCACAGGCGCAAGCAGAAGAAGGUUUCAUCACGACGUGUCAACAGCUCCGCGGGUACGGACAGGAGAUGUUCAGCGCCCGCGACCAGCUCAACCAGAGCGAGGUCACCAUCGCCAUCUCACUCACCGGCAUCCGAGUGCUCACGGAGACCAGCGAGACUCCUCAUUUCUACAGAUGGAUGGACAUAACGAACGUGAUAAACCACAAGCGCACGUUCAGCAUAGAGUGUCAGAAGCAGACUGGUUCAGCUUCCUUCACGCUGGCCAGCCCCGAGGACGGGAAGUACGUGUGGUGGUCCUGCGUCCAGCAACACACCUUCUACAUGAAGCACCAGAGCGCGCUCAGUGAAGCUCCUCGAGAUGAACAUAGGCCUAAGUUCCAGGAGCACGGUCUGUCGGACAGUCGCGAGGAGCUGGACGCGCGCGAGGUGGGCAGCAUGUCCCGCCUGGAGCCGCUGAGCGCGGCGCACCGCGCAUACUCCACGUCCUGUCUGGAGCUCGCUGACCAGCAUCAUCUGCAGCACCAGCCACCGCCGCUGCCGCAGAACAGAGCGCUCCUCCCGUCGUACCGGCCGGCCCCGGACUACGAGACUGCCAUACAACAGAAGUACCAACAACAACGAGCCGAGGCAGCGCUGCGCUACGGACGGGCCACCAAGCCCUACGGGUCACACCCCGACAUACCGCGCAUGUACCCUGACGUCACGCGCCACACCCCCCGCCAGCCCGCAGACGACUACCCCUACCCCCUCAACUUCAUCGGCACCAACUACCCCUUCGCAGUCAACCCCAACGUACAGACCGAUCUCAACCAGCUCCACUUUGUCAACGUGUACAAGCCCCCGCCCCCCUACCCCUCCAACGGGCUGGCCUCCAACUCCACCCCCGACCUGGCCGUGGCCAGCCAGGCCCUCAACUACCACCGCGGGUACAUCAACUCGCACGUGUCGGGCUCCAGCCCCGACCUGGUCUCCACGCGCUCCGCUCUCAACAGGCAGUACUUAGGCUACAUCAAUACUAGUCACAUUAACUACGGACGGCCUAACGUCAUGCCUGGCACGCACGGGACGUACAACAACCUCGCCUCCGUCAUGGACCCCAAGCCACACAUCAUACUGGACCCCCACCAUAUAUCCGACAACAUACAGAAGGUGUACGACGAGCGAGGGAACAUCAUGUACUCCAUGCCCAUGCACAGGGUACCGUACCAGAGGCACGUCGUACUACCGCAGUCACAACAAAUCAAGCUAGGGGACACACAGGAACCUAUCUAUGAAAACGUACCGUUACCGUGGCAGAACGAGGGGAAGAUUACAAUGCGGGACCGUGCACAGAGUCUUACCACUACUGACGAGAUCGCGAGGCUAAACGAACGGAACAGUAGUCACCCGACGAUAAACAAAUAUUUGUCUCCGAAUAUAAACAUCCCGUACGGCCCUGUCAAGGUGGACAGUCCGGACAGUCACUACGUGAACGCGCAGGUAAUCAAAGGAGUGCGGGAGUCCAGCGUGCCCAAGGAGCUGUCGGCGUCGAGCCGGUCGGUGCGCGACGCGGAGUUCGAGGCCGUGGCGCUGGCCGUGGAGCGCGUGGCGCUGCGCGACGAGCGCGUGGCGCUGCGCGACGAGCGCGACGGCGACGAGACGCCCUACCAGAGUCUGUCCACGCACCGCGUCAGCAACAACAACACGAUCCACAAGGGAGAUAACGUCACCUCCAUACUAGUCGGCGACUCGCGCCCGAGCGCGCCGGACAUCAGUCUCAGCACGCCCGACACCACCAACAGUAGCAUGGACACGGACACUAGCAAGGCCAGUAGCAAGGAGAAGAAGCGGAGACGGUGGGGAGUGUUCAUGGGUCGCGCCAACAAGACGGAGGCCCGCAGCGCCACGCUGGGUCGGUCGAGGCCGGCGCCGCCGCCCCAUACGCAUCGUUGGUCUACCGGACUGCCUAAAUUCCAGCCACUGCCACCCAGCAUCACCAAAGAAACUAUGGUUCAAAUCCUAGAGCGCAAGAUGUCGGACGAGCAGCUAUCGUUUGCAUUCGAGCAGAUCCCGAAGGGCCGCGAGACAGGCGGGGACUUCCGCACCGCCCUGCUCCCUCAGCACGGCCCCCUCAACGGGUUCAGUGCCGACCACCUGCCGUAUGAAGACAACCGAGUUAGAUUACACCCUACGCCUAACAACCCACAUGGGUAUAUUAAUGCCUCGCAUAUCACUAUGACAGUAGGCAGCACUCAACGCUUCUACGUGAUAGCCAAAGUGGGUAACGCGGCCGCCAGCAGUAGCCCGGCGGCGGCGGCGGGCUGCGCCUGCGGCGGGGGCUGCGCCCUCGUGUGGCAGGCCGCCUGGCAGGUCGGGGCGCCGCUACUGGCGCGGGUCGCCGGCCCCGGCCACCCGCACUACCUGCCGCAUGAUAAUACUACUAAAGACUUCGGCAAGACAUUUAUUCAGGCAUUGGUGGAUAUGGAGGCAUUCCUGUCAGAAGUGAACAGCUUGCGCCUGGCGUGCGAAGCAGAAGCGGGCGCGGGCCGCGGCGCGGGNGGCGGCGGCGCGGGCGGCGCGCUGUACGGCGGCGGCGCGGGCGCAGCGCUCGUGCUGUGCUGCGAGCAGGGCGCGGGCCGCAGCGGGACGGCGCUCGCGGCGGACCUGCUGCACGAUAUACUCGAUAAUAAUCAGGAGCUGGACAUCCCUCGUACAAUAAGCAUGUUGCACCAACAGCGCGCCAACAUGAUACAGAACGUGCACCAGUACAAGUUCCUGCAUCAGUUGCUGCUGCACUACCUCAAGCAGUCGCGGCUCAUAUAGACGACCAUAUAACGACACAUAACGAAUCGACCUACAUAACAACACUAACGUAAUGUAACGACAGUGCUGCUUCAUACAAGUGUCCCGUGGACAUUAAUCAAGUGACUUCUGAUUACAUGAGAUUGACUAAUAUAAGUUUAAAAUUUAAUCCUAACAUUAUGUAUUAUCGAGUCAAUUUAAUCGAUAUUAUAAUUGUUGGACCUCUCGAUACUCGAUGUUGCUCAACUCGCCAGUUGUCAGAGCAUGCCUUACGCAAAUUAUAACAUAAUUUGGGCCUAAGGUUGAUUGAAAACAAUAUUGUAAUAUAUUAUGAACUUUAUACACAUAGAUGUAAGAUAUAAUAUCGAUCGACUGGAUCAUAGAUCUAUUACCUUGAGAUUUGUACGAUUGAUGACUGAGAUGACAAAAUGUUCCACCUUCAUCUAGUGAUUUUGUAUAUUGUGUAUUUAUUUAAUGUUUUAUAUUAAAUGAUGUUUGUAUAGAAAGUGAUUUUUAUGAACUUACAGAGUUUUUGUGAUUGUUGAAUGGAUUUUUAUAUGAUAUCCCUUUGUGGGUGUGUUUAAAUGAAUUUAUUUGUAAAUCAAUGAAAGUAUUAUUGUGUGACUGUGGGGCAGGAUGCCUGGUGUUCUUUACUGUUUGUUGUAUAUUUACAUACAAAUAACUAUUUAUAACUUGUUCAUGUCAAUUUAUCUACCGCUCAAAGAUCAUACACAAAGUUUCUCGUGGAUGCUAUUAUUUCUACUAUAUUUAUAUUAUUUCCCCUGUGGUGUCCUGCCUCACGCAACGAGUUACUUGUGAAUUGUAUUGACGUGCCUUAGUCAGAGAUUAUUGAUGAUCUGAUGUUUCUAUCGCGUGCCUUCUAGGAUUAUAUUAUAAGUUGUUAUUUGAGGGAUUUCAACAACCAUUGCAUGUUUUUAGACUAUUUCACCUUGCAAAAUAUUUGUUUCAUUACAUGGAAAGACAAUUUUUCUAAUCAUAAACCGUUUCUGAGAACUAGACAACUAUAUUGUUUAGUGUAAAAAAUUCAUUUAUAUUAUUUUUUAUUCGAAAUCAAUAAUUGAUAAGUAACAUAAAAACAAUUAUUAAGACUGCAUUUAGUAUUCUAAAAUGUCUGACUCCCUAUGAAAGGGUAUAUAAGAGUAGAUUUUGAUCAUAAUUUGUACUACACGAUGAAUUGAAAAUAAUCAAAUUAUUACAUACAUUGAAUGACUUAAAGUUCUAAAUAUAAAUGUGUACUACGACAAUAUUUUGUAAGGAAGAAAGAACAUACAGAAUAUAACAUGAGAUUGUUGAAAAUCUUCGUGAUGGCUGUUUUAUACCGUUCGUAAUUGAUGUGUCGACAUUGUCAGUCGCACAUGUAUGUUAUACUAGUAUUACACUAUAAAGUUGUUGAAAUUUAUUAUGAAAAUCUCUUCAGUAGGGCUUGACAGUGAGAUUAGGAUCCAUAGUUUAAUUGCUACCGAUGAAUAACUUAGAUUUUAUUGCUUUAUAUCUCAGUGUUUUUAUAUUUGCUAAAUCAAGUUUUUUUUUAUUAUAAUCAGUAGCAACAAAUCUUAUGACCUGACAAAUUAUCGCCAAUAUGUAGCCUUAAAAAUUGCAUAUGGUUUCACUGUCGAGCUCUGCCCACCCAGUGCAGAUUAGUGCAUGCAAUGUGUUCAUACUGUAUGUAUUCGUAGUUUCGUUUCUAGUCCGCCGGCAACUCCAUAUUAUUGUUAGUUUGUUAGCUUGUACAUUAAGCUUCAACUCGUUUGUAUGCACAAAUUAUUAUCAAAUAAGGUUUACAUCUUAUAGUCACUAAUGUGUUUUUUACAGAGGUAUUGUGUUCUUUUUGUGAUGUAUUUAUGACUAAAAACAAUCUUGGUAGGCCCAUUAUUGAUUUGUACAUACAUUUUAACUUUUUACGGACCCUAAAGAAUCAUUUUGGCUAUAAAACGUUCAUUUUAACCUUUACAAACUUAUCGCUGAAAUAUUUUUAACAAGACUUUAAUAAAUAUUAAAAAAUGUGUGGAUUUGAUCUAAAAUAUUUUGUGUGCCAAACUUUUAAUUGUAAUAUUAUUUUCUUUGGGGGACCCAGUACAGAAAUAAUGAAAUUAUUUUUAACUUUACUAAAAUACAGUGUUGUACUUGUACAGAUUCUGCCUUGAUCCUGCAUAUUAUAUAUUGCAGUUACUUCUACCAUAAUUCCAGUAUUGAUAUUUUUAUACACUGUGGAUAGUCCUGUCAGGCAUGAGUGCCGUGAUCUUCAGAUGGGAGUAAUAUUCAAAACUUCGUGAGAAGCUGACAAUAAAAUACUAAGAAACGUU
This is a messenger RNA of Spodoptera litura, 6014 nucleotides long. The record is from RefSeq and is a predicted model, not a curated record. Lineage: Eukaryota; Metazoa; Arthropoda; Insecta; Lepidoptera; Noctuidae.